AUGGUCGAUCAAGAUCUGAAGGACGCGAUUCUCCGGUUGACGGACCUCAUUGCAAACCAGCAACAGCAUAUUGCAGCUCUUCAACAUGGUAACGCCAAUCUCGUUGGUAGCGAGAAGAUCAUCGAGUCACUCUCCUCUGGAAUCGAGGAAUUUCACUACGACCCAGACGGCGGUAUUUCCUUAGAUUCGUGGUACGCACGCACGGAGUGUCCUUACCAGCCGCAUAUCUGUACGAAAUGCAAACGAAAGGGCCACAAGGAAGGGUACUGCUCUUUAUCCGAAAAGAAGCCAUCAAAGCAAAUCGACAAGCCGAAACCUAAAGACAAUGAUAAGUCCAAGGGUAUUGCGGUUAAGAGAGUUGAUCUUAUAAAGAAGCGGAAGUAUAUAAAGAUUGCCAUCAACAGAUCAGCAGCAACGCUGCAACUCGAUUGUGCUUCCGACACUGCCAUCAUCUCCAAGCUCACUUGGAAAUCGAUAGUCGUGGUUCGCAAAUCCGAUGUCUCCGUACGCAUUUGUGGUGACUACUCAACCGGCCUCAAUGGCGCACUCGAGUCAGAUCGACAUCCACUGCCGCAUCCGGAUGAUAUUUUCGCUGAACUAGCCGGCUGCCGUUUUUUCUCCUGUAUCGAUUUUUCGGAUGCCUAUCUCCAAGUCGAAGUUGAAGAAGAAUCUCGAAAGCUGCUCACUAUAAACACGCACAAGGGUUUGUUCCAGUAUAAUAGAUUACCACCUGGUGUUAAAUCUGCGCCUGGAGCGUUUCAGAGAAUAGUCGAUAGUAUGGUUGCUGGAAUACCAUGUGUGAAGCCAUACCUGGACGGUAUAUUGAUCGCUGGAAGGACUCAGGAAGAACAUGAUUGCAGUUUAAACAGUAUUAAGUUUCUGAGUCAUAUUGUCGACCAACAUGGUCUCCGCCCAGACCCAGCCAAAACUGUUGCUAUUUCCGAAAUGUCACCACCAAGAACGGCUUAA
Molecule: messenger RNA, 969 nt
Organism: Wyeomyia smithii (pitcher-plant mosquito)
Lineage: Eukaryota; Metazoa; Arthropoda; Insecta; Diptera; Culicidae
Exons: 4
Coding region: 1-969 (322 amino acids)
Source: RefSeq, a predicted model, not a curated record